AUGAACACCAAGUACCAGCCAGGCGGCGCACAUGGUUACCCCUCGCCGUACACCAGGACGACCCUCAUCAAGCGGCCCCGUGAAGCCUGCGUCAACUGCCGGGCUCUCAAAACGCGAUGCCUGCCGUGUCCUGAUAAACCGCUGACCUCGAAAGAUCCGUGUGCGCGAUGUACAAAGUACAACCUGGAUUGUGACUAUGUCCGAAGACCGCGCGGAAAACCAAAGGACGAACAAGAUACGCCAGAACACGGUGGAAAGUCGGAAAGCCGGGCUUCAUUCUCGCAUUCGCAUUCCCAAGGCUCGCCCAGCAGAGACCGUGCACAGUACCAGACUGGGCCUACAUCCACAGUACCCAUGGGUGUGCCCGACGACAGACGACACGAGCAUAUGGCGUAUCAAUCGAAUGAGGCGUUGCCGCCCGCGGGCAUGAUGUCUUCGGAACGCGCAAGCUAUGAGCGAUCCGCAUGGGGAGUCGGGAAUCAAAGUCAGCCAUCCGGCUAUUCAGACAGCUUCUCCCGUAAUAUACAGCAGCCAACAUCCCAUUCCUAUCCACAACCCGAACCGUCGUUCCCAUCAUACCAACCUCCCCCAUAUCCCCCAGAGUCUUCUAUCCAAUCCCAGCACUCUUAUCCCCAACAUGAAGAGCUGCCUACACAGCUACCACCUAUGCUGCCGCCUGCUUCCACCAGUGAGAGACGGUCUAUGGUGACGAUGGAUCUGCCGGAUAUGAUGAGCAACACGCACUAUCGCUCCGGCGCAUACCCCCCUCCCCCUCCCCCACCUGUCCAUCUACCCCCCAUCAACUCCAAUAUCUCUCAAAGACCACCCGCGACAGCUACUGACGUUACCCGCAAAAGCCAAUCCUCCACGUCUUCGUGGUCGUCGUCCGACAGACGCCGCCGCGCAGGCCAGAUGAGCACGAAUAUAAUGGAUUAUAGUGCACCGAGGCUGGACAGUAAUGAGGGGUCGAGGUCACCGUCGCCGAGGUCGUUGGAUAAUCCACGGUUGACGGGGGCGACGGGGCCGUUGUUACCUUCGAUUCAUCCGUCGGAUUUGGCCAGGUCGACGGCUGCUUCAAAAUCGGUCAAGGCGGGGUCGUCGCAGUCUUCCCUGUCGCCUUUGGAGCUCGGCAUGGUCAGUGAGUCCGAAGCGCAGAGUAUGUAUACCCAGUUUGCGCAACAUCUCAGUCCGGUGAUGGCUGGUAUCGACACCGUCUACAUAACCUACGACCGCGCCAAAUCAUCCGACACCCUAUUCACCGCCAUCCUCUACGCCUCUGCCCGAUUCUACCACCCCGAAAUCUGCCGCCCGCUCUACAAUCACGCCAACGUACUGCUCAACCGCAUGAUCAUGGCCGGCGCCGUCGACAAGCCGUCCAUCCAGGCACUCAUGAUUCUGGCGUAUUGGGGGCUGCCGAAUGAUAAAUCGGGGUAUAUGAAGAGUGGGGUGGCGGUGAGGGCAGCGGCGCAUCUGAAGUUGUGGAAGAAGGAGGAGAGGCCUUUGCCGGAGAAUGAGGAGGAGGCGAGGGAGGUGCUGGAUGGGGAAAGGACUUGGAUUGCGCUAUUGAUCAUGGAUGCUGGAUUUGCGAGGGUAUUUGGGCAGCCGGUAAUGCUGCCGCCUCCUGGAUUUGGCUUCGACGAGGCGUUCGAGUGGGCCGCUGAACACGAGUAUCUGAAUACCCCUGCCGACUUUUACCUAGCUUGGAGUGUAGCCCAAUUGCCCGCCACCAUCCCCCACACCGACGAAGUCCCCAGCGGUACGCUCGGCAACUCUCUCGCGCUCGCCGAAACCGCCCUCGUCAACGACCUCAGCCGACUGGCCCACCGUCUCUCGCCGAUGUACCGCCAAAUGGCAGACAUUGUGACUACCAUCGUGUGCUUGCAUAUGCGGGCGAUAGCUAUCAAAAUGGAAGGCCCCACAGAGGCGGUCAAAGGCAGGAUUGUGGAGAUGACUGAAAAGCUUGCGAAAGUGUUGACGCAGUUCUCCGAUGGGGGGCUGGUUUUCUGGUCGGAUAUGAUCAGUGUCGGGGUGACCAUGCCGGGGGCUCUAUUCUACCAGGCGCGUUUAGCGUUUGCCCCGGCGGAUUGGGACCGUAUCCUGCCAGCCCUCAAGAGCAUCAUGCAGAUGUGCAGCAACAUGCUCGGCGCGCACAACGAUCAUCCGCUGUACUUUACCUACCGAUUCUAUCGCCGUCUGUUACCGGUCUUGGAGCGUCUGAGAAAUGGGCUGGAGGUGCAGCUGCAGAAUAUGCCGGCGGUAGAGAUGGAACAUCCUUAUCCUGCUGUAUUUGGGAUGCCAGAGUCGUAUCAGGACGUGGGCUUGUUUACGGAUGCGAUGAUGGAGAAUAAUGCUGUGACAGGGACGGGUGAUCCUCUUUGGGACUUUAUCCUCGGGCCCGACUCGGGCAUGAGCCAACUCUUCCCGCAGAUGGGUUGA
Cryptococcus wingfieldii CBS 7118 is the source of this 2436-nucleotide messenger RNA. RefSeq lists its product as hypothetical. The transcript has 10 exons. Gene Ontology annotation, cellular component: nucleus. The record is from RefSeq and is a predicted model, not a curated record. Bases 1 to 2436 code for a protein of 811 amino acids. NCBI's taxonomy places the organism in Eukaryota, Fungi, Basidiomycota, Tremellomycetes, Tremellales, Cryptococcaceae. Gene Ontology annotation, biological process: regulation of DNA-templated transcription. Gene Ontology annotation, molecular function: DNA-binding transcription factor activity, RNA polymerase II-specific; zinc ion binding; transcription cis-regulatory region binding.